AUGAAUGAUCAAGGCUCAAUUGUUACCAAUGAAAGGGAGGAGGAUUUCAAAAAUGAUAUAAUCACAUCGAGUGCUGAAGAUACGACCACCAGCAGCAAAGUAUACCACGACGGAGGAGACUUUGAAACAAGUGUUCAAGAGGAAGAGGAAGAGGAAGAGGAAGAGGAAGAGGAAGAGGAAGAAGAAGGAAAUGAUGUCGAUGAUGAUGAUGAAGAAGAAGAGGGAGCACCAGAAGGGGAAGAGGGAAACAGUGAACGAACUAAAGUAUACAAGCGGAUCCUACUACAACGAUUCACUGUUUACAACUCUGCCUCUACAAUGUACAUUGUUGGGUCCAACGCUAAAGAAUCGUUGUAUCGGAUUUUGGAGAUUGCCAAGGACGUUGAGGAUGAGCAACUGUUGUCUAUUAUCGAAGACAAGAGUUAUUUCUACACGCGUAAGGAUAUGAUUGAAUUGCUCAAUGGGCUAAACGAUUCAGUCGAAGGUGGGCUACAUAAACUAGCACAAGGGUUUGGAUUAUUAGGGUUGGUUAGAUUCACCAAGGGGUACUACUUGAAUUUAAUCACUAAAUGUUCUCAAGUGGCAAUACUAGGCGGGCAUUUCAUUUACCAUAUAGAUGAAACCAAAUUGAUUCCGUUGGGAACAAAUUAUAGGCGACCCGAAAAGUAUAGUGAUGAAGAGAAGUUGCUUUCACUCUUUCGAUAUAUGGACUUGAGCAAGACUUUUUAUUUCAGUUACAAUUACGAUAUAACCAAUUCGAUGCAGACUAAUUUCAUGCGUCAUAAGCUAUACAAUUGUCCUGAUCAACAUGCCAAAGUACAGAACAAACUAUACGGCAACUUUGAUUAUAAUGAACGAUUUGUUUGGAAUAAUUUAUUGUUGAAGCCAAUAUUGGAAAGUGAUGAUGUUGCCACAUUUGAGUGGUUUCAACCUAUUGUUCAUGGCUUUAUCGAUCAGGCCAAUAUCUCAAUAUAUGGAAGAAAGUUUUACAUCACUAUAAUUGCCCGCCGGUCGCAUCAUUUUGCUGGUGCUCGUUUCUUGAAGCGUGGUAUCAAUGAUAAGGGCAAUGUAGCUAAUGAGAUUGAAACAGAACAGAUUGUUAGCGAUAUGUUGACCUCGAGUUUCCAUGAUCCCAAGUAUGGAAUAUAUAAUAAUCCCAGGUACACCAGCUUUGUCCAACAUCGAGGAUCGAUCCCUUUAUUUUGGACUCAAGAUAUGAAUAAGUUGCCCAAACCACCUAUACAAAUUAAUUUGCCUGAUCCAUUUUAUCAAAGUUCUGCUCUCCAUUUCGAUGAUUUAUUUUAUCGGUAUGGAUCGCCAAUCAUCAUUUUGAAUCUAAUUAAGCAAAAAGAGAAACAGCCAAGAGAACUGAGAUUGAAUGUACAAUACAUUAAUUGUGUCAAUUAUCUUAAUCAGUUUUUACCUGAAAGGAGCAAGCUACAAUACCGAUCAUUUGACAUGUCUAAAAAUUCGAAAAAGAAUAUGGAUGUGAUUACUCCAUUGCAAAACAUUGCCCAUGAGGCUAUAAGUCAGAUUGGUAUUUUCCAUAAUGGCACUACCAUUAACAACACUCGACUACAAAAGGGGAUAAUUAGAACAAAUUGUAUCGAUUGUUUAGAUCGUACAAAUGCGGCGCAAUUUAUUAUAUGUAAAGAAGCCUUGACCAAGCAAUUGCGAAGUUUGGAUUUGAUAUCUGUCGGUAAAACGCUAGACUAUGAAUCUGAUUUAAUCAAUAUCUUGACGGAGAUUUUCCAUGAUCAUGGGGAUACAAUUGCCAUACAAUAUGGUGGAUCUAAUUUAGUCAACACCAUGGAUUCGUAUCGACGGAUUAAUCAAUGGUCAUCCCAUACUAGAGAUAUGUUAAACAGUAUUAAACGAAUGUAUUCCAACUCAUUUAUGGAUUCCAUUCGACAAGAAGCAAUCAAUUUGUUUUUGGGCAACUAUAUAUAUUCUGCAGAAAAGCCCAAAUUAUGGGAAUUGAGUAAUGAUUUUGGAUUGCAUUUUAAUUUUGAUUUGGAAAUGAAACCAAAGAGGAGUUAUACACAUUGGUUUAAUGAGGCAAAUUUAAAAGAUGAUAGAUUUCGGAUCAGAGCAAGAAGCGACGAGGAAGAUAAACUGAAGUGGAAGGAGACUCACCACCCUGCUGAGUCUAAUGACAAAUGGUAUAAUGAAUGCUACGCUCCACGUAAAUAUCAAUCAUUUACUGAUUUGUUUCAAUUCAACAUGAAUUCAAAUUCCCAAUAUUUCCCACUGUUACUGCUGUUGCUGCAGCUGCACUUGGAUCUGCAAUUGCAACCGCAUCUGCGACUGAAACUGCAACUGAAACUGAAACUAAAGCUGAGCCUGCAACUGCAACUGCAGCUGCUGGUGAAUGAAGACAUACCCAUACGAUUUGAUUACAGUCCGUUUGAAAGUCGCAAGUUGAAACAUUCGGAUAAAGCAGUCGGUGGUGAAGAGAUUUCGUAUUUGGAGCACCUGUUGAGCCAAUGUGGUAAUGAUUGUGAAUCUGUUCCACGUAAAGGUAAACGAGUGGUUCGAAGCUCAAGUGGCAAAUAUAAUCCCAAGAACAUCAAGACCUUUCUUGCUUCUAAAAUCACCGCCAGGCAAAAUACAAAAAAGUUGGGCAAACACGAGCGGCAUUACCCUGGCUCUAAAUCGCAUAAUCUGGGCUCAGAACACCGUAGCAAACUAGGUAAUGCUAGUGGUAAUGAAGGUAGUGGUAGAGAUGAUGAUGUUAAUGCCUUUUCAUCAUCAUCAACGCCACCGACUGUUGAUGAUUCAAAUGCAAAUUUGUACGCAUCUCAAUUUGAUCUAUCGAGUUUAACCAAAUCGUUACCAAGUUAUAAUUACUCAAGUUAUGUUUCUUAUAAAACCACCAGGUUUAAACCUCUGUUUCAGGAUCAAGAAAUCUACAAAUUGUCAUCCUGUGUUGAUCAGUUGACUGGCGGUACGGGCAAGUUACACGGUGAUAGCAAUGGUUCAUUACGAAGUUCAUUUAUUAAUAUGGUCAACACUCAAGACUUGAAGACUUAUUUACAUUAUAUUAAUGAUGAGGAAAAGUUGUUGGAGUUAGGAACUGAUCAUAAUUACAUAUGA
Molecule: messenger RNA, 3096 nt
Organism: Lodderomyces margitis
Lineage: Eukaryota; Fungi; Ascomycota; Pichiomycetes; Serinales; Debaryomycetaceae
Product: phosphatidylinositol-3,5-bisphosphate 5-phosphatase
Exons: 1
Coding region: 1-3096 (1031 amino acids)
Biological process (GO): phosphatidylinositol dephosphorylation
Cellular component (GO): intracellular membrane-bounded organelle
Molecular function (GO): phosphatidylinositol-3,5-bisphosphate 5-phosphatase activity
Source: RefSeq, a predicted model, not a curated record